AUGUGUGUCGAGGUCGAGACGCCGUGGGGCAAGCCCUCUUCGCCCAUUACCAUUUCCUCCCUUCCGGACGGCUCCCAGGUCGCGUUCAUCUCCCGGCACGGCGCGGCGCACACGAUCACGCCGUCCGAGGUGCCUGCGCGCGCGAACAUUGCCGCUCUGAAGCAUCUCGGUGUGCGUGCCGUCGUCGCGUUCAGUGCCGUCGGCUCGCUCCGCGAGGAGAUCGCCCCGGGCCAUUUCGUGAUCCCCGAUCAGAUCAUCGACCGUACCAAGGGUAUUCGCCCCGACACCUACUUCCGCGGCGAGGGCCUCGUCGUGCACUCCAUGUUUGGCGAGCCGUUCUCGCGCCAGCUCAACCGCUUCAUCGCCCCCAAGGUCAAGGAGAUCCUCGACAAGGAGGGCGUCAGCGUGCACACUGACAAGACGGUGGUUUGCAUGGAGGGCCCGGCCUUCUCGACCCGCGCCGAGUCCCUGAUGUACCGCCAAUGGGGCGGGGACAUCAUCAACAUGUCGGUGAUCCCCGAGGCCAAGCUGGCGCGCGAGUGCGAGCUCGACUACGCGCUCAUCUGCACCGCGACCGACUACGAUGCGUGGCGCACAGACGCCGAGCCCGUCACCGUCGAGGAGGUCGUCAAGACGCUGCACACGAAUGCGGGCAACUCGCGCGCCGUUGCCGCCGGCAUCCUCGAGGACGUGUGCAAGCAUGUUGCCGCUGGAGAGCUCACCGAGAUUAAGGGCAGCAUGCAGUUCGCUUGCGUGACCAGGAAGGACGUCCAGCCCAAGGCGGCGCGCGAGAAGCUCAGCUUCAUCCUGCCGUACUUUUCCGACUGA
Trichosporon asahii var. asahii CBS 2479 is the source of this 828-nucleotide messenger RNA. Its product is annotated as methylthioadenosine phosphorylase (MTAP), Meu1p. Gene Ontology annotation, molecular function: S-methyl-5-thioadenosine phosphorylase activity. The transcript is spliced from 3 exons. The coding region runs from base 1 to 828 and encodes 275 amino acids. Gene Ontology annotation, cellular component: cytosol. Lineage: Eukaryota; Fungi; Basidiomycota; Tremellomycetes; Trichosporonales; Trichosporonaceae. Gene Ontology annotation, biological process: nucleoside metabolic process. The record is from RefSeq and is a predicted model, not a curated record.